UGACAGUGGGCGCGCCGUAGUGGGCUGUGGACUUCCACGUCCUCUUUUGGUCCUCUUCGCCAGCUCCUCUUUUGGAUAUCUAGCUGCUCACGGACCGCACCAUGACACUGGAAGAAGUCCGCGGCCAGGACACGGUUCCUGAAAGCACAGCCAGGAUGCAGGGUGCCGGGAAAGCGCUGCACGAGUUGCUGCUGUCGGCCCAGCGCCAGGGCUGCCUGACCGCCGGAGUCUACGAGUCAGCCAAAGUCCUGAACGUGGACCCUGACAACGUAACGUUUUGCGUGCUGGCUGCCGACGAGGAGGAUGAAGGCGACAUCGCGCUGCAGAUUCAUUUCACGCUGAUCCAGGCAUUCUGUUGUGAAAACGACAUCGAUAUCGUGCGUGUGGGCGACGUGCAGAGACUGGCGGCCAUCGUGGGCUCUGGGGAUGAGGCAGGCACUCCAGGAGACCUUCACUGCAUCCUCAUCUCGAACCCCAAUGAGGAUGCAUGGAAGGACCCCGCCUUGGAGAAGCUCAGUCUGUUCUGCGAAGAGAGCCGCAGUGUCAAUGACUGGGUGCCCAGUAUCACCCUCCCCGAGUGACAGUCCCGCGGAGGUCUUUGGUCUAAUCGUUGUGGAGAUGCCCCGGGGCGCCUAGCGCGGGGCUGGCUCUGCAGACGCGCCCUCGGAGGGCGCCGGAGUUCGGCGUGGAGACUGGCAGGCGGGGGCACGUGGAGACCGGCGAGGAGGCGAGGCUUCCUCCAAAGAGGCGGCCCAGCGGCAGGGGCAGGCUGGCCCCUAGCCAAGGACUCUACAUGUGUGGGGAGCGGCUGCUUGCCCAGUAAGGCCAGAGGCUGGACGUUGGCCGCAAUGCUGGGAAGGAUGGACUGACCUGGUAGGCGUGACUCAGCAGCCUGCGCUGUGGGCAGGAAGCUGGGGAAAGGCGAGGCCAGGAGGCCUGGACUUGCACAGUUACUGGAGCUCUGACGGACCUAGCAGUCUGCACUACUGCUUCAAAACGGAUCUGGGCGAUGGUUCAUUUUCCAAAGGAUUAUGCUGCUGCAGCUUUGAAUUUUACAAUAAACUUACUGAAACAAA
Messenger RNA from Pteronotus mesoamericanus, 1076 nucleotides. It is a transcript of the gene GADD45G, whose product is annotated as growth arrest and DNA damage inducible gamma. Gene Ontology annotation, biological process: regulation of cell cycle. The record is from RefSeq and is a predicted model, not a curated record. NCBI's taxonomy places the organism in Eukaryota, Metazoa, Chordata, Mammalia, Chiroptera, Mormoopidae. Bases 102 to 581 code for a protein of 159 amino acids. Gene Ontology annotation, cellular component: cytoplasm; nucleus. The transcript is spliced from 4 exons.